This is a messenger RNA of Eruca vesicaria subsp. sativa (arugula), 1170 nucleotides long. The record is from the annotation of a GenBank genome assembly. Lineage: Eukaryota; Viridiplantae; Streptophyta; Magnoliopsida; Brassicales; Brassicaceae.
CCUUUGAAGAUAACAUUUUAAAAUUCUUCUAUACUCAUCAACGUUCUUAUAAAACCCCAUUUGAUGAAAUCAUUUUCCUCAUCCUACUUCAAACACACAAAAAAAAACGAAGUAACAAAAGGCAAAAGAGAAGCCACACGCUCUGCAAUGGCGAUAACACGCGUAUCCGUGGCCAUUUGCCUCAUUCUCUCUUUGGCCACCAUAGCCACCGCUGAUUACCACACUCCCUCAUCUCCUCCGGUUCACCAAUCACCGGUACACAAACCCAUGUCUCCGGUCUACACCUCACCAACCCACAAGCCUACACUCCCACCUCCGGUUUACACUCCACCGACUUACAAACCAACUCACUCACCUCCGGUUUAUACUCCACCGGUUCACAAGCCCACACUCCCACCACCGGUUUACAAGCAUACUCUAUCUCCUCCAGUCUACACCAAACCAACCCUUCCACCUGUUUACACGCCAACUCUCCCUCCUCCGGUUCACAAAAAGUCUCCGAGCUAUUCACCUCCUUCAUAUGUCCCAAAACCAACCUACACUCCACCCACCAAACCAUACGUCCCAGAGAUUCUUAAAGCCGUUGAUGGCAUCAUCCUCUGCAAAAACGGUUACCAGACUUACCCAAUUCAAGGAGCAAAGGCAAAGAUUGUGUGCUCCGAGCCAGGAUCAUACGGGAAGGGCAAGAAGGAUGUUGUGAUCUACAGCGAUCCAACUGACUCUAAAGGAUACUUCCAUGUGGCGUUGACCAACAUUAAGGACCUACUUCACUGUCGUGUCAAGCUCUACACAUCUCCUGUCGAGGCUUGCAACAACCCGACCAAUGUCAACAAGGGUCUUACCGGAGUUCCAUUGUCGAUGUACGGAUACCGUCACCACUCCGACAAGAACUUGAAGAUCUUUAGCGUCGGACCUUUCUAUUUCACCGGUCACAAAGCUGCUCCCACCACUCCCAAAUACUAAUCAUGAUAUGCAUUGUAACUGAGCUCACUUAAUAUUUAAUCUUAUUUAUUUGAAUGUUAUUUUGUUUAUUUGUACUGAUUCCAUUUGAUUGGUUGUGUUACCAAUGCAAUCUAUCUUUUUGGUUAUUUUUUCUUUCUUUGUAAUUUUAUAUAGUAAAAUUGUAUGAAGAACAUCUCUGUUUGAUUAAGUGCGACUGCUUAUAUAUAA